GUAGAGGUGGCGGCAGCCCCACCCGCUAAUAUAAACCGCUCGCUGGCCAAAGUCACACAGACAGUCACAGAAAGUCUGCCAGCCGAGCUAGCAAGCGGCAGCUCAAACUCACCAGAAGUUUGAGUUAAGUUUUAAGAGAGUGACGGAAUCUGUGUGUGAAAUAUAUAUAUAUACAUAAGCAAUCAAGAUGAGGAGUUCGAGGGUGAUAUUCGUGACGAUGGCGGCUUUAUGUGCUGCGGCGGUUCAAGCACUUCCGGUGGAACAACCCGAGAGUCUCGUACCAGCGGGACAGGACCUCGACAGACUGAUGAUAGUCGAAGCCGACGACCAGGCUGCGCUGAGAAGCAAAAGGACGAUUGGAAUCCUGAGACAACUGUUCCCCGGACUGUCACAGGACGUGAACCCGGAAGCCGAAAAUCAAGUGGUCGCCGAAUCCCAGAAUAACGAAGUACGAGUCCAGUUUGCCGACGAACAAGGUGACGCAGCCCCCGCGGGUGAUCUCACCCCGUUGGACGACGUCGAGUUGUCGGAUGAAAACCGAAACAAAAGGUUCCUCAACGGGGACAGCUUAUCGGGGGGUGGAGGUGGCUCUGGCAACUUCAUCUUCGACCUCAUCCGGCAAACUGCAGACGGGGCGGCUCGCGCGGCUGGUACCGUGUACCGUGUCGUUGCGGGUACCCAAAGCCUUGGGCUGGGUCUUAGCGCGUCACGAGACAUCGCGCCGAUCCCCGCUGCCCCGGCACCCAUGGGCACGGGGGUGCCCGCCCCUCCAGCUCCUCCAGCCCCAGGACCCGGUUCUUCCGCAGCGCCAGCCGGCAACCCAAACGCCGGCCCCGGGCUGAUCGCCGGAAGUGGAAGCUCCGAAGCUGCUGACGUCGCCGCUAACUCGCCAGUUGAUUCUGGCAAGGGUAACGACGGCAGUCAGGAAGCUGUUCCCGGACCCGUCACCAGACUCUUCGUCAUCGCAAACAGAGGCAUCUCCAACCUCAUCCAAGACUUGAUCCUUCGUUUGGCAGCUACCAGCGAACGAAUCGUUAACUUCAAAGCGCGACUGAUCACCUCCAUCAUCUAGAACGCUUCCGGAAUAAGCAGCGAGAAAUUAGCAUCCGGAGUAAAUCCGGAAGCCCCGCUGAUUUCUUCUGCCACGUUUACAAGAAUGCGUCGCGGGACCGAUCUGGCAACAUUGAAAAAAAGGACAAAACCAAAAGACAAAAAGAAAAAUAAUGAAAAACACAAAUUGGGAAAUUUUAUAGAAGAAAAUGUAUAGAAAAUAACCGUUGCCUCUUGUCCCCGCUGAUCGCAUGACUCAACGAGAGAACCCUUCGACAACUAGUUUCACCCUGCAAAACCCCUAAAUUAUAUAUUGACGGAACAUUUUUUUUUUCUUUUUUUUUUUGUACGAACUGUAUGUAACAGUAUAAAUGCUCUUUUUUACUCAUACGACAAAACGAAUACGAACAGUAUAAAGAUAUACGAGAAGAUUGGUGAAAAAAAUCUAAAUUAUGUCCCAAAUAAAACACUUUUUGUAUAUAGUUAUCCCAUCGACGCAUUGCCACACAGAGUGCCCAUUUAUAUUUUCACUAUAUUACCACAGUUUCUAUGAUUGGCAACUCGAAUUUUCAUCGAGAUGCGGAAAGCUUCAAAACGAUUUUUUAAAAACUAUGUGCCGAGUCGUUUUGAUCUCGUUUAGUGAAUAAAGGAAAUUCGAUUAUUAGCGCGAGAGAAAAAACCAUCUGAUCGGCACAGACAUUUUUUCAAAUCGUUUCGAAUACCGUACAUCCAGUUUGCGCCGAGGCCUGUAUGUUGUUUAUUUUUUUCAUCUUCAAUUUUCUCGAACAGACGAAAGUUGAAGAUGAAAAUCCGCCCUCGAUAACAGCGCGUAAAUAGACGUUAUGAAUUUGAUAAUCCAUGAUAAUAUAAUUACUUUAGGCUAAUUACCAACUUAUGUAAAUCGUCCCCUGUUAUUUUGUAGUGUAAAUAAAUAAAUAUUAUUGUAAUAAUAAUUCAUUUUCUUAGGAAA
Molecule: messenger RNA, 2020 nt
Organism: Athalia rosae (coleseed sawfly)
Lineage: Eukaryota; Metazoa; Arthropoda; Insecta; Hymenoptera; Athaliidae
Exons: 7
Coding region: 188-1072 (294 amino acids)
Source: RefSeq, a predicted model, not a curated record